AUGCCUGCGGUGCAGGAGAAGAGGAAGCUCCCCUUUGGCAAGAUCGAGCCGUAUUCCGCGAAAUAUUUCUGGAGCUGUGCUCUGGGAGGGGUUAUUGGUGAUAUUUCGGGCCUGAUGAUUGACACAGGACCAACGCAUACGGCCAUCACUCCCCUUGACUUGGUAAAAUGUCGUCGUCAGGUUGAUCCCAACAUCUACACCUCCAACGUCUCCGCAUGGCGCCAGAUCUACGCCAAAGAAGGCCUGCGUGGCGUCUUCUUCGGUUGGUCCCCGACCUUCGUGGGUUACUCGUUCCAGGGAGCAGGAAAAUACGGCUUUUAUGAGGUGUUCAAGUACCUCUAUGGUGAGAGGCUGUUCCCCAACUGCAACCGCACCUUGGUCUUCCUCGGUGCUAGCGCAUCGGCCGAGUUCCUUGCGGAUGUCGCGCUCUGCCCGUACGAAGCGGUCAAGGUCCGCAUGCAGACGACGCUCCCUCCCUACGCGCAUACCCUCUGCGAUGGAUGGCGCAAGGUCGUGGCUCAGGAGGGCAUCAGCGGGCUGUACAAGGGUCUCUACCCGCUCUGGGCCCGGCAGAUCCCGUACACGAUGACCAAGUUCGCUACCUUUGAGGAGACGGUAAACCUGAUCUAUAAGACCCUGGGCAAGCCCAAGGAGAGCUACAGCGGGGCCGUGCAGACUGGAAUCAGUUUCCUGGGUGGUUAUCUCGCUGGUAUUCUCUGUGCCAUCGUCAGCCAUCCUGCAGAUGUCAUGGUCAGCAAGCUAAAUGCCGACCGAAAGGCUGGGGAAUCCGCCAUGACGGCCGUGUCAAGGAUCUACGGUAACAUUGGUUUCACGGGGCUGUGGAACGGUCUCGCCGUCAGAAUAGUCAUGCUAGGAACUUUGACGGGCUUCCAAUGGUUGAUCUAUGACUCUUUCAAGGUGUUCCUUGGCCUUCCCACGACUGGCGGUCACUAA
Rasamsonia emersonii CBS 393.64 is the source of this 954-nucleotide messenger RNA. Its product is annotated as Mitochondrial phosphate transporter Pic2. The record is from RefSeq and is a predicted model, not a curated record. NCBI's taxonomy places the organism in Eukaryota, Fungi, Ascomycota, Eurotiomycetes, Eurotiales, Trichocomaceae. The transcript is spliced from 4 exons. Gene Ontology annotation, molecular function: phosphate transmembrane transporter activity. The coding region runs from base 1 to 954 and encodes 317 amino acids. Gene Ontology annotation, biological process: mitochondrial phosphate ion transmembrane transport. Gene Ontology annotation, cellular component: mitochondrial inner membrane.